Molecule: messenger RNA, 342 nt
Organism: Prunus armeniaca (apricot)
Lineage: Eukaryota; Viridiplantae; Streptophyta; Magnoliopsida; Rosales; Rosaceae
Source: the annotation of a GenBank genome assembly
AUGGAGGGAAUCAGAAAACUUAGAGAAUUGGGUCGCGAUGCAGCUCUGAUUACAGGAGGUUUUGUGCGAUUUUGGGCGAAACAGAAGCCGACUGGGCGUUUUGGGCUAAACAGAGACAGGGACGAGGUUGGGUGUUUUGGGAGAAAUAGACAGGGGAAGAGGAAGGAGGUCGGCUCAAUGAUGGGGAUUGGAGUCAGUGCUGGUAGGGCACCAUGGAGUUCUAACAGAGGAAGAGAGCAGAGUGAGACGGGAGUGACAACCCGCCAAAAGAGGGAGAGUCGUAUGAUUUUCUUUGGGCUUUUGGUCUUGUUGCUAUUGGACCGACUAAUAGAAAGGGUCUAG